Messenger RNA from Mytilus californianus (California mussel), 1441 nucleotides. RefSeq lists its product as uncharacterized. Gene Ontology annotation, molecular function: protein binding. NCBI's taxonomy places the organism in Eukaryota, Metazoa, Mollusca, Bivalvia, Mytilida, Mytilidae. The coding region runs from base 88 to 1302 and encodes 404 amino acids. The transcript has 6 exons. The record is from RefSeq and is a predicted model, not a curated record.
CUUAGUAAAAUAGGUCAUUAGAUAAAACUUGUUAAUGUAUUUAUGAGCAGUCCUACCUAAUACACUGCAUAUUUUCAAAGGAAUAUUAUGUUUUAUAGAAUAGGGGUAAUCGUAUUUUGUCUGAUAUUAAGAGAUAUAUCAUGUGAGAAAAAUGAUACAUGCAAGGGCGGAAAAUGCUCGAAGUCGUUAACAGUACCACUUUUGGACCAUUUAAACGCACCUCUUGUUGCUAAUUUGGAUAUUUCACAGUUUAACAAACAGCUAACGGUGCACAUAUCAGAACUGAUCAAACAAGGGGUGGAACAGGCAAAGAAAGAUAUAGAUGAAAGAAUGCAAGAAUUCGUCAACAUGUUUGAAGACGAUAAAGUAAACGAAAGUUUAGUUAUGCAUAACAGAAUUGAAAACAUAAGCAAAGAUAUAGACAAAAUGAAGAGUCAACAAAACCAAAUGGAAACUCGUACAAUAGAAGAAAAUGAAAGAUCAGGUAACUUUACGUCCGAAAUUGUCGCUGAAGUGAAGAAAUUAGGAAGACAACAGAAUGCAGUUGUUACAGAAGUGCAGCAUUUGAAACGUUAUAAAGAAUCGGUAAUUUCUACAAAAGAAGAAAAAGAUAAUUUCACAGCAGAAGCUAAAGAUGAAUUGAAAACUUUGGAAUUACAGUUGAUUGGCUCUCGUGAUGAUAUUCAACUCUUGAAAAAUUUUCAAGCAUCAAUGACAUCAAAAAUUGAUUUGGCUGUCAAUAGAAUAUCUGCAAAUGAACAAAAAGUGUCUAUUAUCGACAAUAAGCUACAACAUUUAGAAGGAGAACAAACUUCGAUUCGUUCCGACACAAGCCAUGUAAAAAGUCGUCAGAACUCAAUAUCCUCAGACAUCAGUAGAGCUUUCAGUCGUCUUGAUACAAACGAGAAACACGUUGGUUUUACGGCUUGUGUUGGUGAGGAUGGUGGAUCAACAAGAUCAGCAGGUCAACCAAUACCAUUUGAAUUUAAACGGACGAGCUAUAAUGUUGAUUUGUCAAGUGUUACAAGCAAUGGAAAGUUCACAAUAACAACAAAUGGUUUAUAUCUUGUAUCGGCAUCGUUAAUAAGUUUUACAAACAAUGCAUUCUUUUCAAUAAAUGAUGGCUCGUAUAAAAUGGCAUAUGGAUUCACUGCUGAACAUGAUGGAAAGAACACAUAUGAUCACAGUGGUACAGUAGCAGUAGUGCGAUACUUUGUUAACGGUGACAUCAUAACCGUAGUCCCAUGGAAAACCAUGUACAUUGAUGCUUGGUCCUGUCUGACUGCUGUCAAAAUAAAAUAGAGACAAAUUAAGAAAAUACAUUUAGAAGAAAUGUUCAUUUAUUUUGGUAACAUCCUUUUGACGUUGCUCGUUAUUUAUACAUCCCACCAUUGUGUUAUUGUCCUGUGGUCUUUUUUUUAUUCUUGUCUUCUUUUUUUUU